AAGAUCGAAGCAAAAGGGGUUACGGUAUGCGGUGGAGGGAUUUAUUCCAAAUAUAAAAUUAAGAAAUGAAUGAGACACGACUACUAUUGAUGCUAAUGCUUAAAUAACACGACCAUGAUCCUUUCAUUUUCUACGCCCUGAAUGCUCUUCCCUUGCCUGUCUAACACGGGCUUGUCAUAAUAAGAGUUAAGACAUACAUUUUUGAAUGAACGUGCGAUUAUUUAUAAUCUUACACGUAUGUGGAAAAAGGCUUUACGUUUUCGCCACGUUUAACGUUUUAUCCUUUGGUCUGUUUGAAAAGAAAAUCUAAAUUUGUAUGUUUUACUUGGCAACGGUGGGGCUUUUAACUGAAAUAUGAGCUGUUAAAACUGGGUGAAGUCCAAAGUUUUCCUCAGUUCUGUCAGAGAAUGUCUGGUUCUGUGCACUUCUGAUAACGCACCAUUUUACUCAUAUAAUUUUGUGGAAGGUCAAAGUUGCCAUCUGACCGUGCACUUGAUCUGAACUCUUCCACACAGUGUGAUACGGACGUAUCCUCGACCUCAGCAUCCAGGCUAGUCAAAUGCUAGUCUUGCGAAUUUAAUUUUAAUAACAGAGCAAUCCUAUUAGUGUCCCCUAUGGAAACAACGUGGCAGAGAGUGGAAUCCAUGCACCGCUGGAUUCUAGAGAAUGGAGAUAAGCGGACGGACCCAUGGCUUCUAGUCUACUCUCCUGUACCGAUCAUCUGUAUAUUUUUGUGCUAUCUUGGUGUUAUUUGGAUCGGACCCAAACUUAUGAAACACAAGGAACCAGUGAACCUAAAAGCAGUGCUUAUUGUGUACAAUUUUGCCAUGGUCGCUUUGUCUGUUUACAUGUUUCAUGAGUUCUUGGUCACAUCUUGGCAGGCAAACUACAGUUAUCUGUGUCAACCUGUGGACUAUAGCCACAGUCCAUUGGGAAUGAGGAUGGCCAGUGUAUGCUGGUGGUUCUUCUUCUCUAAAGUCAUUGAGCUUAGUGAUACAGUCUUUUUCAUCCUAAGAAAAAAGAAUAGCCAACUCACAUUUCUACACGUAUAUCAUCAUGCAACUAUGAUCUUUAACUGGUGGGCAGGAGUGAAAUUUGUGGCGGGAGGUCAAUCAUUUUUUAUCGGGCUGCUGAACACUUUUGUUCAUAUUGUGAUGUAUUCGUACUAUGGCUUGGCCGCCCUGGGGCCUCACAUGCAGAAAUAUCUGUGGUGGAAGCGCUACCUCACCUCACUGCAGCUGAUCCAGUUUGUCUUGCUGACUCUUCACACUGGAUACAACCUCUUCACUGAGUGUGACUUCCCUGAUUCCAUGAAUGCAGUUGUGUUUGCGUACUGCGUCAGCCUCAUUAUACUUUUCAGCAACUUUUACUACCAGAGCUACAUAACAAGGAAGAGCAAGAAGUCUAAAUAGUUGGUCCACAUGCAGAGGAGAAGAAAUCCCUCACUUGAUAGACUAUUUUUUAAUUGCUCUUGAAAUUGAAAUCAGGCCUCGGCCACAUAGUCAUCAGGACUAAAAGGAUUUGUUGAAACAACUGACCUCAUAUCUAAUUUUGGUGGUAAAUAUAACUUGUCUAGAUAAUGUUUUAUUAUCAGUAUUUUUAUUUUAUUUUUUUCAUUUUGGAACGGUGAAAUCUCCUUUAUUGUCAACAACCAAAAUAGAACUUGAAUGUAAAUAAAGUGUAAUCUCAUUUUAAGUAAAUCUAGGAUGAAACAUUA
This is a messenger RNA of Pimephales promelas (fathead minnow), 1717 nucleotides long. It is a transcript of the gene elovl8b, whose product is annotated as ELOVL fatty acid elongase 8b. NCBI's taxonomy places the organism in Eukaryota, Metazoa, Chordata, Actinopteri, Cypriniformes, Leuciscidae. Gene Ontology annotation, molecular function: fatty acid elongase activity. The record is from RefSeq and is a predicted model, not a curated record. Gene Ontology annotation, cellular component: endoplasmic reticulum membrane. Gene Ontology annotation, biological process: fatty acid elongation, monounsaturated fatty acid; sphingolipid biosynthetic process; very long-chain fatty acid biosynthetic process.